UCCAAUGGGUUUUUUUAAGCGACUCACGGUUAAAUGCUGUUUACAGGAUGGCCCAAGAAGAGCCAGUUGACUCUGUGAGUCGGGUGCAGUACCUGACCCCAUCCAUAUCCGAACUCCGCCAUCUCCUGUGGACAAACAGACGCCCCGCAGGACCUGUCAAUCAAGUCUGGCCCGAUCUGUACUUGGGAGACGAGACCACAGCGCGUGACAAGGCCACGCUGUCCCAGCUGGGAAUCACUCACGUUGUGAACGCUGCUGCUGGACCACGCCGAAUCAACACAGGCCCGCAGUUCUAUGCGGACGUGCCCGUAGAGUACCGCGGGGUUGAGGCCGCCGACCAUCCCAGCUUUGACCUCCGACCUUUCUUCCACCCAACAGCUGAGUUCAUUCAAACGGCACUGGCCCGAAAAGGCAAGUGCUUCUGGGCAUCACAGGCAAGAGGGAAUAUUAUCAUGAUGUACCGAUUUUAUGUUCACUACCUGUCAUUUACUCACACCAGGAAGGUGUUUGUCCACUGCGUGAUGGGGGUCAGUCGCUCGGCAACCCUGGUGCUGGCCUUCCUCAUGAUCUGCGAGAACCUCACCCUGGUGGAGGCCAUCAACGCGGUGCGGCAGCACAGGCACAUCUGCCCCAACGAAGGGUUUUUGGACCAACUCAGAAACUUGGACACAACCUUGGCCACGCAGAGGCACUCUAGAGAGUCCGCUGUGGAGAGCAUGAUGUCUGGCGCCACAAAGAACAGAAAAAAGAUAAACGCGUACGCCGAGGUAAAGGCGAACCCUAACAGUGACUACGUCACACCCGGAGCCUUCGACCUGGAGAAAAUCUUCUGGCGUGGUUCCGGUGCAGCGUACACGCAUGUCAACGAGGUGUGGCCAAACGUCUUCAUUGGAGAUGAGAAGACCGCUCUGGAGCGCGACAACUUGGAGAAAAUGGGCGUGACGCACAUCCUGAACGCGGCCGAGGGGAAGUGGAACAACGUGGCCACGGGCCCCAAAUAUUACAGCGACAUGAACGUCGAAUACUACGGCGUGGAAGCGGAGGACGUCCCCACCUUCAACCUCGGCGAAUUCUUCCAUCCUGCGGCGCAAUUCAUCGACCAAGCUCUCAGUAGCCCCCAGAACAAGCUGCUGGUGCACUGCGUUAUGGGAAGGAGCCGCUCAGCCACGCUCUUCCUGGCCUACCUCAUGAUCCACAAGGACAUGACUGUGGUGGAGGCCAUCGAGCACGUCAAGGAGCGACGGUGCAUCCUUCCCAACCGGGGCUUCCUAAAGCAGCUCCGACAGCUCGACAUUCAGCUCCAACAGCAGAAGCACGGAUCGCAGAACAACGGAAACGGCGAGGUCACGGAGGAAGACAAGCAGUGAAAGGGCUACAACAAAAGGACCCAAUUGAUUUGGGAGGGAAAGUAGAGCAAAUCACAAUAAGAUUAAGAGUGAGUGAUGGCUUCGUCUCUCUCCAAGUUUCUGUUAAAACUACCGUCUGUGGCUAAGUUCAGCAUCUGUAACCUA
Messenger RNA from Anguilla anguilla (European eel), 1511 nucleotides. RefSeq lists its product as uncharacterized. The record is from RefSeq and is a predicted model, not a curated record. Gene Ontology annotation, molecular function: MAP kinase phosphatase activity; protein tyrosine/serine/threonine phosphatase activity. The coding region runs from base 48 to 1367 and encodes 439 amino acids. Lineage: Eukaryota; Metazoa; Chordata; Actinopteri; Anguilliformes; Anguillidae. Gene Ontology annotation, cellular component: cytoplasm. The transcript is spliced from 6 exons. Gene Ontology annotation, biological process: protein dephosphorylation; negative regulation of MAPK cascade.